AUGAGUCAACAGCAGGGAUCGUCAUGUCCUAAGGCACCUAAAUUGCUUGAGGUGGCUAACAAAAAUGUUCUUAAAGAUAAUGAGGAGGCUGGUGUAGGUGAAUUGAUGGAAGAGUUACCAGAAACUUCUUUCGGGAGAUCAAAAUUUAAGCGUGGCAAGAAAGAUGAAGAAGAUCUAGAUCAACCCAUCACUAUUCAGUUUUGUACGUUAUCUCCUGUUAUGGCUAAUAAUUAUUUACUAGCUAAUGAAUUCAAAAGUAAGGAAGAUGUUAAAGAGGAAAUGGAGGAUAAUGAAGAAGAAGCAUGUGUGCUGGAAUUUGAGGAAGGCCAAACAUCUCAAGAGGUAUACGAUGAAGAAGAGGAUGACGGCAUGACGGACAUUGAAGAAGUAAUUGACUUGGAAGCAGAGAGAAAAAGAAUAGAAGUGUCGCGCAACACUUUAUUGAAGCAACUGCAACAGGAAGGUGUUCGCGAAGUGGAUUUGUUGGGCGAACCAUUUGGUCGUUCUUUUGACUACUAUGUAUUAUACGGGACACCUAAAAGAAAGAAGAGAGUGCCUCCCUCUGAGAAGUAUGGGUCACCUCCAAGAAUAUUACCCCCUACAGGUUGGAUAACCAAAGAAGAAGCAUUAAAGGAAAGUACGGAGGAAAUCCAAGAAGCUGAAAUUCAGUGCAAAAUAUUGCAUGUUGACUUAUCACAAAGAGAUAAUUCAACGGAAGACAAACAGGAAGUGAAAAUAGAUGCAGCUGGAAAAGUCAUCUUUAAAAUACCAACGAUGAAGUUAACCAAGCACAUGAGGCCAUUGUAUGUAAAGGCCUUAGUCAAUGGCAUACCUGUGGCAAAAUUGAUCAUCGACAAUGGAGCAACUAUAAAUACUAUCCCGUCUAGAAUGAUGAGAAAAUUUGCAGAGACAGAAAGUGAUAUGAUCCUAACAGAAGUCAUUCUGACAAGUUUCAAUGGAGAAGCAACUUCAGCUAAAGAGGUAAUGCCACUGGACAUAACUGUGGGAACAACUACUAGGACUACAGUCUUUUUUGUGAUACAUGGUCCUACUAGUUACAAUAUGCUACUAGGAAGGAAUCGGAUUCACGGGAGUCGUUGCAUACCUUCAUCGCUCCACCAAUGCUUGGUCUUCUGGAACGACAAAGGGCAAGCAGAAGUGAUGCAAGCAGAUCAUAAACCCUUUAUCGCAGAAGCAAACUCAGUAGAGAGGUUCAUGUAUGAAGGAAAUUAUUGA
Fraxinus pennsylvanica is the source of this 1236-nucleotide messenger RNA. Lineage: Eukaryota; Viridiplantae; Streptophyta; Magnoliopsida; Lamiales; Oleaceae. The record is from the annotation of a GenBank genome assembly.